UUCUACGGUCGCCAUUCAGCUUCUCCCAGUGCAGCCACAAAGUAAACAGCUCAUGACUUCUGAUCAGGACACUAAGGUCGUGGCUGAACCGCAGGGCCAGCGAGUCCAGGAAGGGAAGGACAGCGCUCAUCUGAUGAAUGGUCCCAUAUCCCAGACCACUCCUCAGACAAGCUCCAUCCCAGCUUUGAGUCAGGUACCGACAGCCAAGGUUUCGGAGUUAAACCCUAAUGCUAAAGUGUGGGGGACGCCGGUGCUGCACUUGGAAGCGGGCCCCGCAGCGGACGGCGGUGUGAGUGCCGACUGGGAGGAGCCGUCGGGCCCGUGCACGGACUGCGGCCAGGAGGGGUUGGAUGCCAACGGUGAUGGUGACAAAAGUCGUGAGAAUGUGGCGCUGUCGGAUUGGCAGGCGUCAGACCAAACCGCUGUGAGCACUUUGGCUCUGGGUCGCUCGGAACAUGAGUCUCCGCCGGAAGAUAGCGAGACCGGAGGAAAUGAGUCUCAGCCGGAAAGCCAGGAGGACCCCCGAGAAGUACUUAAAAAGACGUUGGAAUUCUGCUUAUCUAGGGAGAACCUGGCUAGCGACAUGUACCUCAUAUCGCAGAUGGACAGUGAUCAGUAUGUGCCGAUCACCACGGUCGCCAACCUGGACCAUGUCAAGAAGCUGAGCACGGACAUGAACUUGAUUGUGGAGGUGCUGAGGUCUUUACCGUUAGUCCAAGUGGAUGAGAAGGGAGAAAAAGUAAGGCCAAAUCAGAGUCGUUGCAUUGUGAUCCUGCGGGAAAUACCGGAGUCCACGCCUGUAGAAGAAGUAGAAGCACUAUUUAAAGGAGACAAUUUACCGAAAUUUAUAAACUGUGAAUUUGCCUAUAACGAUAAUUGGUUUAUUACGUUUGAGACUGAAGCUGAUGCACAGCAGGCUUACAAGUAUCUGCGAGAAGAAGUCAAAACUUUUCAAGGAAAACCAAUUAAGGCACGGAUAAAAGCAAAGGCAAUAGCUAUAAACACAUUUUUGCCAAAGAAUGGAUUUAGACCUCUGGACAUGAGCCUUUACGCGCAGCAGCGCUACACAGCCUCCUUUUACUUGCCUCCGGUCUACAGCCCCCAGCAGCAGUUCCCCCUGUACAGCCUGAUCGCCCCCCAGACGUGGUCGGCGACACACAGCUAUCUCGACCCCCCCCUGGUGACCCCGUUUCCAAAUACUGGAUUUAUAAAUGGGUUUACGUCUCCAACCUUCAAACCUGCAGCAUCUCCUCUGACUUCCCUCAGACAGUACCCUCCACGAAGCAGGAAUCCUAGUAAAUCUCAUCUUCGCCACACCAUUCCCACCACAGAGAGAGGAGCUGGGCUAUUAGAAAGCCCUUCGAUAUUUAACUUCACUGCUGAUCGGCUAAUUAAUGGUGUUCGAAGCCCACAGACACGGCAGACAGGUCAGCCUAGAACACGGAUACAGAACCCUCCGACCUACACCAAGAGGGAGGUUGGGUCUGGCCGAGUGGAGCAGAGCAGCGCGGAGUCGCCUCCUGGCUUAGGGAGAGGGAGGAAGAAUUCCUUUGGCUACCGGAAGAAACGGGAGGAGAAGCUGACAAGGAGUCAAACUCAGUCUCCAACGCCACCAAAGCCCCCGUCCCCGAGCUUCGAAUUAGGACUGUCCAACUUCCCUCCGUUGCCUGGGGCAGCAGGCCACCUGAAGACAGAGGACCUGUUUGAAAACCGGCUGUCUAGCUUGUUACUAGGGUCCUCGAAAGAAAGGAGCCUAAAUGCGGAUGCAGGCACGAGCACGCUUCCCGCGGUGACCCCCAGAGAGCCCUUGGUGCCCGCUCCCUGCGCCGCAUCUGCAGCCUAUGGGCGCUCCCCCUCCCCCGUCCGGCUGCCGGAGGAUCCCAAGAUGGCGGAGAAGCAGAGAGAAGCCUCGAGUGUGGACAGACUUCCUUCCGCCCUAACUACGACGGCCAGUAAAUCGGUGCAGGUGAACGGCGCUGCUACGGAACUGCGAAAACCCAGCUACGCGGAGAUUUGUCAGAGGACGAGUAGAGAGCCUCCGUCUUCCCCGUUGCAGCCGCCGAAAGAACAGAAGCCCAACGCCGUCAGCUGCGGGAAGGAAGAAAAGAAGCUCGCCGAGAGAGAGCCCCCCACUCCCAAGUCCAACCCGGGACCACCCAAAGACCAGAGGAGGCCGCCAGGCCGCCGGCCCUCGCCCCCAGCCGCCGGGAAGCGUCCACACAGAGAACAGAGCACCCCUCCCAAGUCCCCUCAGUGAGCGCCGAGGUCUGGGAGGGCUUUGAGGAGCCAGGGUCGCCACAACUAAGCACUGCCCCCCUCGGGGCCGAGAAUGAGCCGCUGGUUAGGGGCUUGCAGCGUAGACGAGGCCGGUGAGGUGCCUGCGAGUGGUUUUUCUUCCAUGAGUCAGACCCCCUCUUGAAAAAAAUCUAUUUUUCAGGAUUUAAUUAAUAUAAACCUUAUUUUAGGUUGGUGCUUAACUGGAGGUGAUGCAUAAGUCUGAUUUUUUUCAGGAUAGAAAAUGCAUUUAUCCCAACAAAUUGAUAUUUUUAUUAAGCCUCCAUGUGGCUGUGAAUGCAUGCUAUAUAUAGUGAGUUUUUCUAAAUUAAGCGGAACUAUGCUACUUCUUUUUUUAAAAUAACUGGUUAGCAAGUGCAUUCCUCUGCGAUGUCCAGACCAGUGCGCGGGCUGAGGACAGCUGGGAUGGAGGUUGGAGGUGACAUGGUCCGUGUGGCCUGGAGAAGAGAUGGGGUCAGGUCGCGCCCUCGCUGGCACAGGAGUUGUGCUUCAUUCAGAACCUUAGCAAGUGACGCUAGUGUUUUUGUUUUUGUUUUUGUUUUUUAAAAGAAGUAUAGCCCGUUUUGGAUCUACUGGGCGGGACGCACCCAAGAGAGCCCUGAAACCUUGAGUUUUGAUGUGCUGCAAGCCAGUAACCAGCCGCUCACUCCUGGCUCGCACGGCUGUUGUGGCAGACAGAGUCAGAGCACAUUGUGAAUAGGACUGAAAUGAAAACAUAAACCUGGUUGCCACUGACGUGUCCCCGCGAAAAUGUACCCUGACGUUGUCUUGCUCCUGGGAGCUGCGGGGAGGGCGUGGGUGCCACCGUGGCUCCCGCGUCUGCCCCACGUUAGCCGGCUCCGUGGGCGCCUUCCCGGACCUCCGCGGCGGCACACAGUGGAAUGUUCCUUAAGUCGUGAGAGAGUGGUGUCUGCAGUGCCCUUGGUGGCGAGGCUCGCCGUUCCUCCGAGACGAGGGUCUCAGCGACCCCUCUGGAAGGGCUGCUCUGAACACCACGCAUGCACUCACGCUAGCAGUUCAUAAUAAAGUUAAAUAUAAAUUAUUUUGUUUUAAAAUGCCUAAAUUUUUUCUUGAAGUAUUCUAAGCAGCAGACAUUAAAACAUUUCCUGCUAAAUGUAACCAUACAGUUUAUUCCACAAAAAGUUAUUUAACAAGACUGAGGGUUCUUUUUAAAACAUUAUUUCCAUCCAAUAUUUAAAGACUUGAAUUUUAUUUAAACUUGAAAAUGACUUUGCCUUAACUUUUGUAUAAGACAGCUUAGAGUUGGUGGAGACUGGCCCCUGGGUUGGCGCGAGUGGGUCACGAGCCGCUCGGUUUGGUGGGGCUGCCGCCGCGGGUGUCGCUGAGCGCACGCUCUGUAGCACAGGGCCUGGCAGUGGCGUCCGUAGUCGACCCGAAGAUCUUCAACAGUUGACCUUUUUCAGAUGGUUGGGAAAUCCUGUAAAUGCGGAUGGUCAAUGCUGUAUUACAUAUGUGCACCUGGGAGUGUGUGCUUUGCUUGUACAGUUGUAAAUAAUCAGAACAUAUUAAAAAGGUACCCUACAGAGAAAAAUCUGAUAAAAAUUAUUGAUAUAUUAUAAAUGUUGCUAUUGAGCUGGAUGUAGAUAAACUAAAUGUUGUGGUUUGAAUAUUAUUUUAAUUUGUUGAGGUGUUUUUCUUUUUCCCUGAUGCUGGUGUGUUGGUCUGAUUCUGCCUCUUUGCUGCUGCAGAAGGGAAAUGGAAAGUCCUAGCAAAGCCUUCCGACGUUUUCAUGCUCUUCUCACAAGUCUGUAAAUAUGUACUAAUCAUAGCUAAUGUGAAAGCAGAAUGUAGGAAGCAGAAACUGGCAGGAGCUUCAGGAGACCAUAAAAGAUAAUCUGCUUAAAAUCAGAACUAGCACGGUUCGCCCUGCCGGAGGGGCGCACGCCCCGGUGCGCAGGACCGUCUCCUCAGAGAAGCCGCCAGGACUCAAGUGUCCGGAGCACACCAUGCUAGCGUAAGAGGAACGUGGGGGUUUCUUUUUUUGUAGGCGAGGGAUUGCUGACUUAAGAAAUCAGGAAUUAAUUGACCUCUGACGCCCCAACUCCUACGGGUGCUGUAAGGAGAGCUGGAAAGGCGAGGCCCAGGACGUCCUGCCUGCGGUGGUCUUUGCCGGCAGAGGGAGCGGACGCGGUCUGCCUCCGUCACCCCCGUCCGCAGACCCAGUGGAGCUGAGACUGCUAGCGCCAGCUGUAGCCGUCCCCCGUAGGCAGGGUGAAGGUGGCCAGUAGUGACAGCAACGGGGCCCGGGCAGGCCCGGGGGCAGCUGGUGCGCGGGAGCGGCGUGGCCUGGCGGUCCGGCCCCGCGCUGCUGCCCCGCGGCCCGCCGGUGGCAUCCAGGCUUGCGGCUCGCCCUGCGGGGGUUUUAUAGCGCCCUUUCGAGUGAAGCCAAGAUGACCCGCCAAGUAGCUCCGUCUCCUGUGCGGACAGCAGCUCUCGGAGAGCACCGUGAGACCUUCCACUCACGGAAGGGGAGCCCGCGCCAGGAGGCUGGGGCCGCGGCUGGUAGGCGGUGGCUCUGGCGCAGCGGCCAGCAGGCGGAGUCUUUUGUCCGUUUGUAGACGCGGAAGUCUUUCCCGCAGCGCCUCAGGGCGGGGAGUCAGACGCAGCAGUCACAAAUGACGCGCGGCCUGUGAAAUCGUGUGAGGACACCUGCGAUGUGGAAGUAGAGGGAUGAGAAUCUCGCCCCAUUUCACCAGACAUGAAUUUCCGUAGAGUAGUUGCUUUUUAAGAGUUGGUGUCCCCAUGUUCUGGUCUGGCCCGCCUGUCCCCGCAUCACUGAUUGUCACCAGCGGGCGGCAGUAGACGCUUCCGGUGGCUGAGUUCGCCAGGGUCACGCAGUUGACGUUCACAGGCCGGUUCCGCUUGUGACGAGCCGCGGGUGAGGAGGGUGCGUGUCUGCGCCUGCCGCCAGCGGGCCGCAGUCCUGGGCCCGUGCGCUUGGUGGCCUGUCCCCUGCAGCGCGGCAGACAAUCCAAGCCGGAAGUGGGGCCAGCAGCCGCCAGGCCAUGGAGCGGGACGUAAUCCGGAAGCUUUCUGGAGGGCCUUUGUUUUUGUUCUACUUUUCAUUAAGACUGGAAUCAAGCUUACGUGUAAACUAUCGAUAAUUUAAGUUUCCUUUUGUGUCAUUCAGUGUAAAACUGUCUAAUUUGGAAAAAAAUGUAGGUUAUGAAAAAUAAAGAUUUAGGCACUGU
Messenger RNA from Enhydra lutris kenyoni (northern sea otter), 5507 nucleotides. RefSeq names its product La ribonucleoprotein domain family member 4B (gene LARP4B). Gene Ontology annotation, molecular function: mRNA 3'-UTR binding. Gene Ontology annotation, cellular component: cytosol; cytoplasmic stress granule. Gene Ontology annotation, biological process: positive regulation of translation. The coding region runs from base 53 to 2257 and encodes 734 amino acids. NCBI's taxonomy places the organism in Eukaryota, Metazoa, Chordata, Mammalia, Carnivora, Mustelidae. The record is from RefSeq and is a predicted model, not a curated record. The transcript is spliced from 17 exons.